Messenger RNA from Pseudoliparis swirei, 2581 nucleotides. RefSeq names its product metalloreductase STEAP4-like. Gene Ontology annotation, molecular function: ferric-chelate reductase (NADPH) activity; cupric reductase (NADH) activity. Gene Ontology annotation, cellular component: endosome; plasma membrane. The record is from RefSeq and is a predicted model, not a curated record. Gene Ontology annotation, biological process: copper ion import. The transcript is spliced from 10 exons. The coding region runs from base 245 to 1687 and encodes 480 amino acids. Lineage: Eukaryota; Metazoa; Chordata; Actinopteri; Perciformes; Liparidae.
AAACUGUGUCAGUCUAAAGAAUAAUGAGUUAGAAACCCAGACACAUGGGCUUGAAGGACAGACAGUUGAUUUGCUGACAUUUUCUUCACCAGAAGCACCCAGAAGAGCUGUUAUUUUGAAGAUAAUCAUUUUGUUACAUGUGAGCCUUGAGCCUGGACACUCUACACAUUUCGACAAAAAAGCUGGUGGAGUGUUUUGUCGAAACUACCGGAGAGACCACCACUGUUUGUGUGAGACUGUGGUCAUGUCGGCUGACAGACUGAGCAGCGUGUCAAAGAAAGUGAAGCCAGAGGGCAUGUUGCUGCAUCCUCUGGGUACAGCAGCUGCCCCUGAGCAGGAGCUGCUGUGUAUCUUCGGGACGGGGGACUUCGGGCGCUCUCUGGGCCAGCGUCUGCUCCAGUCGGGCUACAAGGUGGUGUAUGGCAGCCGCAGACCUCACAGCUGUGGCCCCUUGCCUCAGGGAGCUCAGGUGACGAGCCACGAGGCAGCAGCCCAGUCAGCUGGUCUGGUCUUUAUUUGUAUUCACAGAGUACACUAUGACUUCCUGGAGAAACUUGCACCUCAACUCAAGGGGAAGGUGCUGGUGGACGUCAGCAAUAACCUCAAGAAAAAUAUAUACCCAGAGGCCAAUGCUGAGUAUCUGCAGAGGCUGAUCCCUGGAGCUUGUGUGGUGAAGGCUUUUAACACCUUGUCUGCCUGGAGCUUGCAGAAUGGACCCUCAGAUGCCAAUAGACAGGUGUUCCUGUGUGGAAACAGUGCUGAGGGGAAGCAGGCAGUAGCAGAGGUGUCCACCAAGCUGGGCCUCACAGUUCUGGAUAAAGGGUCUCUGUCAGCAGCCAGAGAGCUGGAGGACUUCCCCCUGCAGCUAUUCCCAGAGUGGAGGCUGCCGCUACGCGUGGCCGUCGGCCUCACCGCCUUCUUCUUCUUCUAUCUGCUGAUUCGAGAUGUCAUCUACGCCUAUGUUGAACAGGGAAAAGACAUCUCCUUCAGAAUCAUGGUGUCCCUAGCCAACACGGUGUUUCCUAUUGUGUCUCUCAUCAUGUUGUCUCUGUGUUACCUGCCUGGUGUCAUAGCGGCCUUCCUUCAGCUCUACAGAGGAACCAAGUACAGGCGUUUUCCAGACUGGUUGGAUCGCUGGAUGCUAUGCAGGAAACAACUGGGACUGGUAGCACUUGGCUUUGCUUUCCUACAUGUGCUUUACACUCUCAUCAUCCCCAUACGAUAUUAUGUGAGAUUCAGGAUUGCUGAAAAUACCAUCUCACAGAUCAAGGAGAAUAAAACGUCAGUGUUUGACACCACCUUGGCCUGGCGUGCUGACUCUUACUACUCUAUGGGGAUUCUGGGAUUUGGCCUGUUUAUCCUGUUGGGAAUAACCUCUCUCCCCUCCGUCAGCAAUGCUCUCAGCUGGAAAGAGUUCAGCUUCAUACAGUCCAAGCUGGGAUACCUGACAGUGUUCUUCUGUACCUUUCACACCUACCUCUAUGUGUGGAACAAGUUCCUGAGACCCUCUUCCUACAAAUGGUACACUCCUCCUGCCUACUUGCUAUGUCUUGUGCUGCCUUCUUUGUUGAUCGUGCUCAAGCUGCUGCUCCUCCUGCCCUGCGUGGACCGCAGCCUCAUCCGCAUUCGACAGGGCUGGGAGAGAAAUGAUCCAGAGGACGGCAGUGCCAAUGCACUGCUACCUUAGACUUCAGGUUCAUUGUUACCUUCGCAUUGAAAAUGCGGAAGGUUAUGUUUUGAUCGCCGCGUAUUUAUUUGUAUGCGUGUUAUUCGCCUAACUCAAAAAGUAUUAAACCGAAUCGCAUGAAAUUUGGUGGGAUGAUUGGUUAUUAUCCGGGGACCAUUUGAUUAGAUUUUGGGAUCGAUCGGGUCAAAGGUCAAAGGUCAAGGUCAUGAAAAAGGUCAACAUCUUCUUGAAUCGCAUGGAAUUUGGUGGGAUGAUUGGUUAUUAUCCGGGGACCAUUUGAUUAGAUUUUGGGAUUGAUCGAGUCAAAGGUCAAGGUCAAGGUCAAGGUCAUGAAAAUGUCAAAAUCUUCUUGAAUCGCAUGAAAUUGGGUGGGAUGUUUGGCUAUUAUCCGGGGACCAAUUGAUUAGAUUUUGGGAUAAAUCGGGUCAAAGGUCAAGGUCAUGGAAAGGUCAAAAUCUUCUUUUUACCAUAGCACGGUCAAUUUUUAUCCAAUUGGCAUGCAACUAAUGCCAAAAUGUUCAUAAUGCAAUGCCCAAUCUUGUGAUAUGUGAAGGUAUGCGCUCUACCGAGUGCCCAUUCUAGUUUUUGUCUGAAGUUGUACAUAUUAUGACACAAUGUCACUGUGUAGGGUUAUACCCUGUAACUACAUAAAGACUCAGGCAUUGAAGCAGGCAUACAGCACUAUAACUCUCAGACAGGCCACUUUGUUGCAUUUCACUAAACAUCAGCAACAACCGUAUUUAUACCUCAGAGUUUCUCUUUAACCUUCCUCUCAUGUUUGUUGGAUUGUCUUUGUAACAUUUUUUUUAAUUUUGGGAUAUUUCUUGUUAAUGUUGCUGUAUGUCAAAUUGACCAACUGUUCAAUAAACUUAAGCGUGACUGAAUAUAAUACAA